Messenger RNA from Manihot esculenta (cassava), 1791 nucleotides. RefSeq names its product U-box domain-containing protein 21. Gene Ontology annotation, biological process: protein ubiquitination. The record is from RefSeq and is a predicted model, not a curated record. Gene Ontology annotation, molecular function: ubiquitin protein ligase activity. The transcript has a single exon. Bases 315 to 1646 code for a protein of 443 amino acids. Lineage: Eukaryota; Viridiplantae; Streptophyta; Magnoliopsida; Malpighiales; Euphorbiaceae.
AAUUUCUAAAACCACCUCCCCCUCUCAUCUUCAACGGUCAAAUAUUCAAAAUUUCAUCAUCUUCAUCAAUCAAAAAACACCUUCCAUGCCUUGAAUUUUUUUUUUAAUAUAUAUCUUAAUUAUUUCUUAGCUCUUUUUUCUUCAUUUGAAACUUGAAUGUUGAACAAACUUGCCCGUGCGACACAACCCAGACCUUCUCUCUAUCUCUAUAUAUAAAUAUAUAUUUCUUUCUAACAAGAAAAUAUUACCAAAAAUUACAACACAGCAAGAACAAGACCCUUUCUUUGCUUUCUCGACUACUAUUCAAUUUCAUUAUGAUUUCUACCUGGAUGAGGAGGAGGGCGACCCGGCGAGCUGCCGAGAAGCAGCGGCUAGAGAGGGAAAACGGCAUCGACAUGGAGCUGGCCAUACCGAAAGAUUUUCGCUGCCCGAUAUCAUUGGAUUUGAUGAAGGAUCCGGUGACUUUGUCUACUGGCAUUACUUAUGAUCGUGAGAGUAUAGAGAAGUGGAUAGAGGCUGGGAACGAAACUUGCCCCAUUACCAAUCAGGUUUUGAGGAGUCUUGAGCCUAUACCAAAUCAUACCAUACGUAAAAUGAUACAAAAUUGGUGCGUGGAGAACAGAUCUUAUGGGAUUGAAAGGAUUCCUACGCCUAGAAUUCCUGUGAGUUCUGUGGAUGUUUUGGAAAUUCAGGCCAAUAUUACUGCAGCAGCUUGUAAAGGAGGGGAUGCUGUUGGAUGCAAAAACUCGGUGGCUAAGAUCAAGACUCUGAUAAAGGAAAGCGAAAGAAACAAGCGAUGCUUUGUGAGUAAUGGGACGGGUAGUGUAUUAUCAGCUGCUUUUGAAGAGUUCUCCAGAGUUUCUUUCAGGGAAAAUGCUGCGGUUUUGGAGGAAAUAUUGUCUAGUUUGACAUUAAUGUUCCCUCUUGAUGGAGAGGCCAAGAGUUACCUUAGCUCGGCAACUUCCAUGGAUUGUUUAGUCUGGUUCCUGAAGGGUGGAGACUUAUCUGGGAGAAGAAACGCAGUUUUGGUGAUUAAAGAGCUUGUUUCAUCGGAUAAAAAGAAAAUCGAUUUCUUAUCAGCAACUGAAGGAGCCAUAGAAGGAUUAUUUAAGCUGAUCAAGGAACCCAUUUGCCCUACUGCAACAAAAGCUUCUCUGCUGGCCAUUUAUCACAUGGUCACAUCAACUCCUACAAAUGUGAAGGUUAUUACCAAAUUCAUAGACAUGGGUUUGAUCUCAUUGCUGAUAGAGAUGAUCGUAGAUGCCGAAAGAAGCAUAUGCGAGAAAGGGUUGGGUGUUCUUGAUGGAAUCUGUAGCUGUGAUCAAGGGAGAGAGAAGAUGAAUGAUCAUUUUCUAACAAUCCCAGUUCUAGUCAAGAAAAUUCACAGAGUUUCAGACUUGGCAACGGAGUUCUCUGUCUCCAUUUUAUGGAAGCUUUGCAAGGCUGAGAAGAGGCAAGAGGGAGGCGUUCUUCUUGAGGCACUUCAAGUGGGUGCUUUUCAAAAGCUCUUGUUGCUCUUGCAGGUUGGUUGCGGGGAGAGAACGAAGGAGAAAGCAACUGAGUUAUUGAAGAUGUUGAAUCCUCACAGGGUGAAAUUGGAGUGUAUUGAUUCUUCAGAUUUGAAGGAACUGAAAAGGCCCUUUUGAAUCAAAUUGACGGCACCAUUUUGAACCAAUUUUACCAAGAAGGUUAAAAUCUCUUUGAUUUUAAUUGAUGUUCCACGUAAAGAAAAAGAAAAAUUACAUACAUAUUCCAUUGCAGAUAUUGCCUAUCAAAUAAUGGUUUCUUGCA